Molecule: messenger RNA, 1517 nt
Organism: Rattus rattus (black rat)
Lineage: Eukaryota; Metazoa; Chordata; Mammalia; Rodentia; Muridae
Gene: Cnpy4
Product: canopy FGF signaling regulator 4
Exons: 6
Coding region: 72-815 (247 amino acids)
Cellular component (GO): endomembrane system
Molecular function (GO): signaling receptor binding
Source: RefSeq, a predicted model, not a curated record
GUGGGCUGCGCCUAAAUUUAAAGGGCCCGCCCUUUCAGAAGUUAGUCUGAAGGCAAGAGGUGGUUGUGUGUAUGUGUGAACUGCGUUUUGUCAUGGGACCUGUGCGGUUGGAAAUACUGCUUUUCAUCCUGGCAGCGUACGGUGCUUGGACUGGGACGACAAAAGAAGAAGAAGCUGAUACAGAACGUUUGCCCAGCAAAUGCGAAGUGUGUAAGCUGCUGAGCAUGGAGCUACAGGAAGAGUUGAGUCGAACCGGCCGAUCCCGAGAAGUGCUGGAGCUGGGUCAGGUGCUAGACACAGGCAAGAGGAAGAGACACGUGCCUUACAGCCUCUCCGAGACAAGGCUGGAGGAGGCUUUGGAGAAUUUGUGUGAGCGGAUCCUGGAUUACAACGUUCAUGCUGAACGAAAGGGCUCACUGAGAUACGCCAAGGGUCAAAGUCAGACCAUGGCAACACUGAAAGGCCUGGUACAGAAGGGAGUGAAAGUGGAUCUUGGAAUCCCUUUGGAACUGUGGGACGAGCCCAGUGUGGAGGUCACGUUCCUCAAGAAACAGUGUGAGACGAUGCUGGAGGAGUUUGAAGAUGUUGUGGGAGACUGGUACUUCCACCAUCAGGAGCAGCCCCUACAGCAUUUUCUCUGCGAACGUCAUGUGCUCCCGGCCUCUGAAACUGCUUGUCUCCAGGAAACGUGGACUGGAAAGGAGAAGAUCAGUGAUGGGCAGGAGGAGACAGAUGAAGAGGAGGAGGAAAAGGAGGAGAAUAAAGAGAUAACCAAGACUUCAGGCACUCCCAAGCAUGACCCAGAAGAUCUUUGACCCUUACGUUUGAGCCCCAAGGAUGGGUCAUGGAGAGUUUUCUAAACUCUUGAGCCCUCCCUUCCCCAUCCCAGGGUUUUAACUGUCCUUUUUGUAUAAUCUCAGCCAUGAUCCUGGGAACGCAGAAUGGCAACAGGAGAGGAGGAGAAGGGGGUGAAGCAAAAGCAAAUUUUGCCUUCAGAGAUGAGACACAUACAGCCACUUAAUUGACCAGGUGUGUCCUCACCUGCACCAAUUGGUCAGUAGUGGUAUGAGCAGUGGGAAAUUCACUUUGCUUUUUAAAGGGUCUAUUAAAAACCCUUUCAAGAGGCCAGAGAGGGGCUAGAAUGUAGCUCAGUUAGUAGAAUGACAAUGACAGGACAAUAAUGGGAGCUGGACCUGAUGUGGUGGCACACCCCUGUAAUCUCAGCACUUGAAAAGUGGAGGCAGGAUUAUCAGAACACUAUCCAGCCAUGUGGCAGUUCAAGGCCAACCGGAGCUACACGAGAGACCCUGUCUCAAAGGGAGAAGCCAAAAAGAAACCCUCAAGAACCAAUAUGCACUGGCAACAUGAGGCUGUGUACCACCAAUCCGUGAACCAGAACAGAACCCUGGAAGAGAGUGAAGCAAUGCUGGGGUGAGGUGGGGUCGACAUAUGUAGCCUAUUUCCUAUUUCACAGGUGCCAUAUCUUCUAUAUUGCUAUUAAACCUUUUAUAUGUAUA